AACCUUCCCCAGCAAAGAGAAGUUGGAGAAGAUCUUCUCCCAUCAAAUCCCAACCACACAAUGAAGAAUCUCACGGCCUCUCUCUUCCUGAUCCUCUUCAUCAUGGCCCAUGUGGCCCAUGCAGCAAUCACAUGCGGCGAAGUCGACGUGAAGGCUGCAUCGUGCGUAAAUUUCGUCACCGGCAAGGUCACAGCGGUGCCGGCGGCAUGCUGCGGUGGGUUGCAGGCACUGGUCAAGAAGGCGGUGACGGUCACCGACCGUCGGGCUAUCUGCAGCUGCCUGAAGGAUGGGAUAAAGAAGUUCCCUGGGGCGAAGGAUCAGUUCUUGGGCAAGGUCCCUGGGGCCUGCAACAUCAAAGUUGGGUUCCCAGUGUCAUUGAACACUAACUGCAACUCGAUCAAUUGAAGUAUGGAAUUGAAGGCAUGUAGGACGUAUAGUGGAGUAGAAUAAAUGGAUUAGGGACCCUUGUUCAAGGGCUGAGAUUGGAUCCGAUCCUACUUUUUGUUUUAGUGAUGUAAUCUUUAGUGGCUUUUAAUGGAUGAGUAUGAGUUUGAAUUUUC
Molecule: messenger RNA, 560 nt
Organism: Magnolia sinica
Lineage: Eukaryota; Viridiplantae; Streptophyta; Magnoliopsida; Magnoliales; Magnoliaceae
Product: non-specific lipid-transfer protein C, cotyledon-specific isoform-like
Exons: 2
Coding region: 61-405 (114 amino acids)
Biological process (GO): lipid transport
Cellular component (GO): membrane
Molecular function (GO): lipid binding
Source: RefSeq, a predicted model, not a curated record